AUGAAGUUUAAGGCAUCUCUUCAGGAUCCCCACAUGCUUCUCCGGGUUUUGCAGGUAUGCUGCAGGAUCCAGCGUGGGUGUUUAAUUCAACUACACUCGACCCGCACGCGCUUCUUCACCAAGGUUGGCACUGUUGAUGGUGUGCAGGUGUGGGUGGGAUGUCAUACGAAGAGCCUCUUUAGUGACUUUCGCUGUGAUUCUCAUGACGAAGAACAGUCUAUUACAUUUGAGGUGUUAGAUAUUAGCCAGUUUAUUCAUUCCAUUAAACAGGCUGGUAUGCGUCCACGCUGGAGUGCUGAAGCAAAACCACUAGUAAUGCGCCUGGGGCGCAGCGGCAAACGACCUGUCCUAAAGCUCACUAUGCAAGGUCACCAAGGUUUACCAGAUCUCAGUUAUGACAACCCUAUCCGCAUUUUCAGUAAGCGCGAAAUUGAAGGCAUGCGAACCCCUUCACUCGGGGACGAACGACUACAGGUUGUUAUUCCUAAUGUUGUUGAGCUUACCACCUUUGUUGAGAGGCUCAAAAAUGCACAAUGUGAGCAUGUGACCUUCUCGGCGCAAAGACAUACGCCAUCUGUGGAUGCUCUCCACUCCAGCGUGCUGAACAGUAAAACGCGAAAUAGUCAGAACGGUCGCGUUUCCAACGGUGCUGCACUUGCGCCUCCCCACGCAACGUUGAUGAUUUCUGCUGGGAACUUUUUUGCCAACUUUGCAUUGUCAUACGAUGCAGUAGAAAUGAUCCCUCGGAAAGACUCCGACACCGAUAAUGCCCAGAAUGACGAAAAUGACUCUGAAGAGGAGAAUAUAGAGGAACCUCAUGCGGUGGUUGUGAUGGUUGGUGUGAAAAAGUUUGCCAGAUUUUUCUCAUCUGUACGUGAUAUCGAUCCAACGCGAACGAGCGUGUAUUUGGUUCAUAAUGCAGCUCUUGUAUUGAGUGUAUACACGUCGAACGGCACCACAAUGGUAGCGUAUAUCCCCGCCUCAGGUUGACGACAAACCUCUGCUCGCUCAUUUUAUUUUUUACUCUUCACAUAUUUACUGAAAAAUGCCCUCCCAACAGCGAGUAGUCUCUUUUAGAAGGAUACCAUGAAGCAUUAUUGUCAUUGAUAUCAUACAUUCAUUCUUUUCAGAGUUUAUGGUUCCACGUGUGAUGCGCUUCGGAGAUCAUGGUGAAUUCGACUGUAGUAAGGGAGAUGUGCUAAGCGAAUGAUUGUCCAUUCCCCUUCACGAAGGGACGAUUAAAAAUACAUACAAAAAAAAAGUAUAAGAGUUAACG
Phytomonas sp. Hart1 is the source of this 1276-nucleotide messenger RNA. The record is from the annotation of a GenBank genome assembly. NCBI's taxonomy places the organism in Eukaryota, Euglenozoa, Kinetoplastea, Trypanosomatida, Trypanosomatidae.